CGCAACAGGCUUGAGCGCGCGCUCGUUGCUCCAGCUGUGGCUGUGAGCGCGCGCGCGGCCCGAGGGGGUGUGCAUCCCCGUCUCACAGCCAUUUUUUUGCCGACUCAGCUGCGAUGUAAACUAACACGCAGUGCUACUAUCACUGAGUUUUACAGAAAAUUAAAAAACGAAACAAGUCUCUUCUCCGCUCAGGGCUGAUAUCUCUUUAACAUCUCGGGAUGGAGUUCCCCGUGGAUAUAUUGGCCUCUGUGGCUCCUGAAUCCCUGGAGCAGUCAGCGAAAGACUACAUGUCUAAACUUCUCUACAGAAAUUCAGAAAUACAGGAGUACCUCAGCAUACCUGGAUCCAAGAAAAUCGAGAUUGGCCUCUGUAAUGUAAGUUUUGUCCCCCUCUAUGGAGUUGACAUUAAACAGAAGCUCCUCGCACUAUUUUCACCUGAAGACCCAUUUAAAGCUGUUGGACUCUACCUGCUGGAUCGGUGGUGGUCAGCUGAAGAUAUUCUUAAAACAGCAGACUCCUCACGCACAGGAUUGAUUAAGGUCAGAACCACUGGAGAGAGGAUAGUUCUGUAUGUUCUGAACAGAAUUAUCUACAGAACGAAAGAGAUGGCUGGGAAUGAUGCGCCCUUUCUUUGUCAUGGAGAAGAUGAAAUUGCCAAAAUCCUCUGGAAAAAUGGCGAGGCCAUUGGCUUUUACUCAGUCAAACCUGAAGGGAGAUUAUGCAAGAGGUUCUUGACCCAUCAUUAUCAACUUCCUGUCAUGGAUACCAUAUUCAUCCGGAAAUGCCACCGUGGCAAUGGACAUGGUCUCCAAAUGCUGGAGGACUUUGUUGACCGCUUCAAAAAAGAUUUAAUGGGUUUGAAAUAUCCACUUUCACCAGCCAUGUACAAAGUUUGUAAAAAGUAUCUGAGCCGUUAUCCAGAAGACACAGAGCUGCUGUGGGAAAUAGAGGGUGUAGGAAGCCCUUUUCAGAGAACUCAAAUAGCCAGAAAACUACAAGCAAUGGACCUAAAAGGAAAUCACCAAGCUUUGGGGAAAUCGAAUUUGGAAACAGAAGACAUCCCAAUGGAAGCUGGUUUUAGACAAGUACAGGAGACUAUGGAGCACAUAGAGGUUGUGGAGGAGGUUGUCCGGAUUAAAAUAACAAAAGAGGUGCAGGACACACCAGUUACAACCCGUGGCAGAAGCAGCAAUCUGAAGCGUAAAAAACUUGGAGCAGACAAAGAAGAGACACCUGGGAAAAUCCUCAGGGUAGAAGACAUUGAGCCUGAUGUUCAGUCUGCAGAUGACCCGGUGCAUGAGUAUGGCAAACUUUCUGUGAUUGUAAAAGAGCCAGAACUCAAGGACACUGUGGAGACAAUGACACAUGAUGUGACCCCCAUAUCAGAGACUACUCAUCUUCACUGUGAAGACCAAAACAAAUUGACCCCUGAACCUACCUAUCAGUCAGAACCAGAAAAAGAUCAGGUGGAUGAAAUAACUCCUGUUAUGGAAAUCCAAAGCCUAAAGGACAAUGCACAAAUCAUGAAAACUUUUGAAGCCACGAUUGUUCCAGUAGACCUCCAACCUUUAGAACUUCAUCAAGUGGUAGAGGUGGAGAUUGUUAAGAUGUCAUCUGAAACUGAAGAGGUAAAAGAAAAAGGUGUAGAGGUCAAAGAAAUGAAAGAUGAUGUUAAUAAGGUGAUACCUUUAGAUGAGAGGGAAACCUCUGAAGAAAUAGUAGAGUCACAAAAAGAUCAAACAGAAAUGGCAGAUACUACCAACAUAGAAGACAUAGUAGAUGAAGUAGAAAUGAGGAAGAUAUCAGUGGAAAAUAUUGUUGGUGACACAGAAGUAGAGAAAGAAGAACCUGGAGUUCUAGAGGUGUCUUUGGUAGAAAAAGAGCAAAGUGAGCAGGUGAAAGUGAUGCAUACAGUUGAAGAGACUGGCACGGUUCAGGAGUGUUUAUGUGACAAAGAACAGGAAACUGAAGACCAAGAAUUAAGUCCUGAUAAUGAAUGGGAGAAAGUCAGUUCUUUGAUUCAACAAGAGGAGUACUCAAACAUGGCAUACAGUUCAGGCUUAAAAGGAAAAUGUGGUGACAAGCGAAGAUCAAACUACGAAACUCCAUUAAGGCACUCUGUAAGACUCCGUGAUCAGGCUGCAGAAGGUGAACUUGCAGAAAGAGUUCUCAGAAGUUCUUCUAAGCAAACACUUAAAACCACUUCUAAACAAGUGUACACAAGACAAGCCCGAUCUAUAAAGCAACCAGAGAAAAUCAAACAAGUAGAAGAUGAGCCUAAGGAAAAAGGAUUCAAUCAGACAGAAUCUCAGGCUGAAUGCACUGAAAAAGCCCAACAAAGAACUGAUGAUCAAAACCCCAGGGAAGUGGAGAACAAAAUGGAAGAUAGUUCACAAGAUGAAAAUAAGAUGGAUGAAAAGUUGAGGAAUGAAGAACAAGACAAAAUGACCGCUGCAGCAGAAGAAGUUGGCAAGGCAGCUGAGGAUGGUGAGGAAAUGGGAAUCACAGAUGUUAAUAAUGCUGAAGCCUACACAGACGGUGAAAAUGUGGUGGUAGUUGAGGACAAAAUUAAAAAGAAAAAUAUUGAAGAAACAGAAGUAAGACAUGACAAGAUAGAGAUUGAGGAAAAUAUUCUAUCAAAGGAUGAAGACGGAGUUUCAGAGCCAACUGUUACAGAUGAAAACAAGAUAGAGGAGGCUCAAGAAGAGGAACUUAUGAAAGAACCUAACGCUAUUCAAAGUGAGGAACCAGAAAUUAAUGACAUCGAGUUAAGUCUUGAUUAUGAAGAUGGCAAGGAUGGUGAGAAAAUGGCAGUUGUUGAUGUUCAUGAUGCUGAGGAUGUAAAUACAGCUCAAAUAGAAGUUGAAGUAAAAGUACCAGAACCAUCAGUUGCAGAACCUUUUGAAGAGCAGGAGGAGGAGUCAACCUUAGAAAUGAUGCCAGCAGAGAUUGUGCAGAACACUGAAGAAGCCACUUCAACUUUGAAACUGCAAAAGGUUGCUGUUGUUCUUGUGGAUUUAGACACAGUUUCCACAACACAUACAUAUGCCAGCGAAAAUGCUUCGGGAAAGUCACAGCCAGAACGUACUGAUGACCGAGGGAACAAAGAAGAAGAAGGAUUAAACCAGCAAGUUGAACCCACUGAAAAAGAGCAAGAAGUGGAAAUGGCAGAAAAUGAAAAUGAGACAGUUGAGGGUGAAAUUAGCAGCAUUGAAGAAACAGAAGAAAUUAUGGAGAGAGUUAUAACAACGGAUGUAGACAGAGUUUCAGAGUUGACUACAGAUGAAAACAAGAUGGAGGAUUUUCAGCAAGAGAAGGUUCUGAAAGAAACAAAGACUGUUCAAGACGCACCAGAUGAGGAAAUCAAAAGUAAAGAUAUCAUUGAGUCAAGUGAGGAUGAUGAAGAGGUGAAAUCAGAUGUUCAGAUUGAACUGUCUGAAGAGGAAGAGGAUAAGACAGACUUUGUAACCCCAUUACGGCGCUCUAAAAGACUAAAACAUCAGGUUGCAGAAAGGGAACUGGCAAAAAGAGUUCUCAGGAGUUCAACAAAAACAGCUAAAGCAACUUGUAAACCCAAUGCUGUAAAGCAACGAGUGAAGACUAAGCAACCAGUAGAUGAUCCUGAAGUUGAGCAGAUGAAGGAAGCUGUAGAAUCGCACACUGGAACUGCUGCGGAAAAGAAAAUUGAGUCAGUAAGCAUCACUACUGAAGGCUGUAGGGAAAACCUGAUUUCAGCUUUAAAUGAUAAUGUUGAGGAAGAGAGAAAUAUAGAUGAGGAGCAUUUAGAAGAAAAAAUAACUGAUUAUCAAAACCUCAUGGAAGUGGAGAACAAAAUGGAAGACAGUUCACAGCAUGAAAAUAAGAUGAAUACCGCUGAAAUAGAGCUUGAAGGAGAAACACUAGAACAGUCUACUGUGGAACCUGUUGAAGAGCAGGACGAGGAACCAGCCUCAGAAAUGGUGCCAAAGGAUGAUGUCCCGAACACUGAAGAAACCACAUCAGCUUUGAAACUACCAAAAGCUGCUGUUGUGCUUGUGGAUUUUAACAAAGUUUCCAUUAUAUAUACAGAUGUUAGUGAAGAUGCUAAGGGAACCUCACAGUCUCAGGAGAAGGUAGAUCUGGAACGUCAUAGACUAGAAAGUACUGAUAGAGAAUCUCAGGCUGAACACACUGAAGAAGAGCAAGUAGUGGAAAUGAGAGAAAAUGAAAUUGAAAAUAGCAGCAUUGAAGAAACCGAAGAAAAGGUGGUGAGGAAAUGUGUUGUAUCGAAUGAUGAAGAUAGAGUUCCAGAGUCAGCUGUUACUGAUGAAGAAAACAUGGAAGAGGAUCAAAAAGGGACCACUGCCCAAGAAAUACCAGGUGAGGAACCAAAAAGUCUACAUGUCAUUAAGUUAACUGAAGAUGAUGAGGGUGUGACGUCAGAUGUUUCACUUAAACUGGCUGAAGAGGAAGUGUAUAAGGAAAUCAUCACUACUGAAGGCUGUGGUGAAAAUCUGAUUUCAGCUCUAAAAGUCAUUUUUGAGGAAGGGAGGAAUGAGGAUGAGGAACGUUUAGGCCAAAACGUAACUGAUGCUGAACACCUCAUGGAAGUGGAGAACAAAACUGAAGAUAGUUCACAGGAUGAAAAUAAAGUGGAUACAAAGUUGAGGAACAAUGAACAAGAAAGAGUGACAACAGGAGAAGAAGCUGGUGAGUCAACCAAGGACGAUGAGAAAAUAGCGGCUGAAGGAAAAUCAACAGAAACAUCUGCUGCAGAAUCUGUUGAAGAGCAGGAGGGGGAACCAGCCUCAGAAAUAGAGCCAGCAGAGGAUGAUGACGACAUAAAAGAAGCCACAUCAACUCUGAAACUGCAAAAUGUUGCUGUUGUGCUUGUGGAUUUUAACGAAGUCUCCCCGAAACAUGAAAGUGAUGACAGUGAAAUGGAUAAGGUAACCUCCCAGCCUCAGGAGGAGGUAAUUCAGGAACUUUAUAAGCCAGAUAGUACUUAUCACAGUAAUGAGGGCAAAGAAGGAGAAAACCAGACAGAAUGUGAAGUUGAACUCGGGGAAAAAGAGCAAGAAGUAGAAAUGAUCGAAGAGGAACAUGAGGAAACCAAAGAAGUAAGAGAUGAGAGGAUGGAGAUUGAGGAAAAUAUUAUGUCAAAGGUUGAAAACAAACUUCCAGAGUCAACUUUUACAGAUGAAAAGAUGAUGAAUGAAACUCAGGAAGCGGAACCUGUGAAACAGACAAACACUAAUCAAGAUAUACCAGGUGAGGAAGAAAACAUUCAAAAUGACAUUGAGUCAAGUGAAGAUGAAGGAUUGAAAUCAGAUGCUCAGAUUGAACUGUCUGAAGAGGAAGAGGAUAAGACAAGCUUUGUAACACCAUUAAGGCGGUCAAGAAGACUCAGGCGUCAGGCAGUAGAAAGUGAACUGACAAAAAGAGUUCUCAGGAGUUCUACAAAAGCUGCUAAAGCAACUUCUAAAACAAAAGCUGUAAUGCAACAAGCGAAAACAAAACAACCAGUAGAUGAUCCUGAAGAGCAGGUAAAGGAAGUUCUGGAGUCAGACACUGAAACUGCUGUGAAAGAGAAAAUUGAGUCGGUAAGCAUCACCACUGAAACCGAAGAAGUGAAAGCUCUGGAAGGAAAAAAACCAGGACAGUCUGCUGCAGAACCUACUGAAGAGCAGGAGGAGGAACCAGCCUCAGAAACAGGCCCAUCAGAGGAUGAUUACACAGAAGAAGCCACAUCACCUUUGAAACUGCAAAAAGUUGCUGUUGGGCUUGUGGAUUUUGACACAGUUUCCACAACACAUACGGAUGCUGGUAAAGAUGCUAAGGGAACUUCACAGUCUCAGGAGGAGGUAGAUCUGGAACUUCAUAAACUAGAAAGUCCUUCUACAGAAUCUCAAGCUGAACACUCUGAAAAAGAGCAGGUAGUGGAAAUGACAGAAAAUGAAAUUGAAACUGGCAGCAUUGAAGAAACAGAUGAAAAGAUGGAGAGUGAGGAAGGUGAUGUACUGAAUGAUGAAGACAGAGUUCCACUGUCAACGGUUCCUGAUGAAGAAAACAUAGAAGAGGUUCAAAACGAGACAGACACUGCUCAAGAAAUAGCAGGUGAGGAACCAAAAAGUCGACAUGUCAUUGAGCCAAGUGAAGACGAUGGUGAGAGAUCAGAUGUUCUGGAUGAAGAGGAUGAGGCAAGCUCGGUAACCCCAUUGAGGCGCUCUAGAAGGCUCGAGGAUCAGGCUGCAGAAAGUAAACUGACAAAAAGAUCUCUCAGGAGUUCGGCAAAACUGACAAACAAAGCCACUCCACAACAAAGACACGAACGACAAAUCAAAGCCAUGAUGCUACAAGAGGAACCUGAAAAACUAGAUGAAUCUAAGAAUAACGAGAUGAACGUUAUAUUAGGGUCUGAGGUCGCAGUAGGAGACCACAUGGAGUCAGAUGGUGAUCCAGAAAAUAUGAUUUCAGCUGUACAGAGCACCUGUGAAGAGGGAAGCAGUUUGGAAAAGACUGACAUAGAAGCUGAUGACCACAAGAACAUUAAGAACAUAAGGACAUCUGAUGGAAAUGAAGUAGAGAACAAUAUAAGGAGUGAAGGUGUUACAGAACAAGACAAGAUGGCACCAGAGGAUAUAAUACAUGGAGAAACUGAACAAGUCUGCACAGCUGUACACAUUGAACUUUCUGAAGUUUUGGAAGAAGCUGAAAACAACGUGCAAGAAGAGGGAGCAGCCACAGAAAUGGCAUAUGGAGAGGAUAGUGAGAACAUCAUGGAAACCACAACCACUUUGACACUACAGGAAGCUUCUGUUGUGCUUAUGGAUAUCAAAGAAGUUCUUCCAAAUCUGACAGGUGACUGUAGUUCUGCUUUUGAAACUGCUCAGGAGGAGAUGGUUAACAAUCUUGAAAUAGGUGAACAAGCAGUGGAUAUGCCUGAAGAGGUGAAGGAGGGAAUACAGACUGAAGUUGUAGAGGGAGAGAACAUAGAGAUAGAGUCAGUAAAUCUCACUGAAGGAGAUUCCACAGAUCUGAAUGCAGCUGCAAAGGGCACAGCUGAGGAGGACAGCAGCGUAUUAAUGAGUCAUUUAGAAAACGAGACAACUGAUACCAAUAAGCUUGAGGAAGAGAACAUUGUGAUGAAACAUGGUGAUGAAAGUAAGGUGGAGGAAGAGUCCAAAACGGAACAGUUCACUCUUCAAGGUCCAAUUUUAACCCAAGAUUCAGUUCUCAAAGAAUGUUCAGAGACAACUACACAUGUGCAUGGUAUUUUGGAUCUUCAUAAUGCUGAAGUUGUAAAAAAUAAUAUUUCUAUUGAAGAACAGGAGGAAGAACUGGCCAUAGAAGAAUUGGCACUAGAAGAGGACAGGGCGAACGUAGUCGGGUCCAUGUCCAUGUUAAAACUACAGAAAGCCGCUGUUAUGCUUGUGGAUUUCCAAAGACAUACAGGUGGAAAUGAGGCAGAUGGGAAUGAAACAACACAAUCACAGGAAGUAGCAUUGCUAACCAAGGCAAAUGAAGAGAACGCAUUGGUGGAGAUGGAUGCAAUAGAACCUGUGACAGAAGGAAUAGAAGAAGAAGCAGUAUGCAUGGAUAACACACUCAUUACAAAUGAUGAACAAGACAGGGAUAUUCUUGCAGAAGAAGGUGUGAAAGAUGAAUUGAAAGAAGUAGAACACACUACCUUAAAAGAAAAAUCUACUGCAACAGAAUUGGACUCAACUAAAACUCUGAAAGAGGGUCAAGAGAGUACAGCACCUGCCCAUGGUGACGGUGUCCAGGAACACACUCAAGAUGAAGAUAUUUCAGUUUACACAAACAGAAACCUAAGACGUAGGACUUACACAAAGGUAAACAAAAAUAGAGAAGAGGAGAUCUCCGAUGAAGAAGUUGAAACUGUAUUCACAAGAUCUCUCCGGCGAAGAACAGUAACCGUAACACCGAGAAGAAGAUCUAAACGUCUCACAGGCACACGUGUAGCAGAGCUGGAGAUGGAUUCACUGGUCACUAAAGUUUGUCCUGAAAUAUUAGCAGUGCAAAGCACCGAAGAGUCCAGGGCUGCUGUGGAAGAGGCGCAUGAAACCAAUUCAAAAUGUGACAGUGUUGAAGUACCUGCUGUCUCUGAAGCAGUGAGAAAAGACCGGGAGCAAAAUAAAAAUAUACCUGGAAAUGAUCCAGAAAAGGUAGAGGAGGGGACUGAUGGAGACAACGAUAUGGUAGAAGCAGCUGUUGAUCAUAAGGAAAUUCUAGUAGAAGGUGAUCUACCAGAUGAGUAUCAGGAGAAAGAAGAACCUGAGCUGAACCAAGAACAAGUAAGAAGUGCCAGUUCUGGACAGGAACGUGACCAACAGGAUAAUGCUCCGGAGGAAACAUUGCUUGAGAAAACAUUUGAAGAAGAACCUAGUAAAAGAGUGGAAGAAAAACACCUUGUCGUUCAAUCAGACGAGGGCGUAGGUGUUGAAAGAAGGGCUCUGAGAAAACGAACAAUAACUACCAAAGCCACCUCUGUAAGGAAAUCCAAACGACUCUGCAAACAAGACCAAGGUGAAAAUGAUGGGCAAACAGUUGUGUGGACAAACACUGGGGAUUCUGCAACAGUAAUGGCUGAUGUGAAGUCACUUGCAGAAAACGAAACCACCGAUCAAGGAAAAGGUCAAGAAAUAGAGGAUACCAACACUAAAGGUGGAGAAAUCUCCCAUAAAGAUGAGGACCAGGAAAAUGCAGAAGGGGAAGAAAUAGAUGGAAAUGCAACUAACAGCCAAGAAAGCACAACAGGGACAGAAGAUAUGAGUAAGCAGGCCCAGUUGAGUGAGUUUCUAAAUGUUUCAGAAGAAGAUACAGAUUCUAAGCUAGUGGCACAAGAAGAAAAGAAUGGUGAAGAGAACAAGGAGGAACAAUCGGCGACAGAAGAGAUAACGGAGUCUGAAAACAAUGCAGGUGCAGCUGAUAAAGUAACUGAUGAGCCCAAAGAAUUUGAGGAUACUCAAGGGGAGCCAGAGCAAAUUGAGAAGAAUGCUGAAGAAAUGACUGAAGCCAGUGUAACUGUAGAUGGAAAUUUCACCUUGGAGCUGGACGAAGAGAUUGACCGUAAGGACGCAGAGUGUCACCGAGUGGUUGAGGAGACCAAAGCCUCAUUUCAGGAGAGUGAAAAAGAAAUCGCAGAUGCAGGACAAGAGUCUGGAGUGAUGACAAAACGCUUCCUUCGAGGCAGGAAAUCAGCAACAGCUUCACCUGAACAAAGAUCAUCUAGGAGAAGCCGGAGAUUGCUGCAAGAUAGUCUGAGUGAAACGGAAGAUAAGUCAGAGGCAGAGGAGGUAAGAAAGGUGAUUGGAGAAGAGGUAAAGAAACCUCAACAAAAAAGAAAAGCUGUAGUUGAGCUAACAGCUCGUAGAUCUAAACGGCUUACAGGAGCAGAAAUAGUGUAAUUUAAACUACACUUGGUUAAUGGGCCUAAAAAUUUUUUAAAGAAUAUAAUAACUUGCAUCAGUUACAUUUAAAAUACUUUUUUUUAAAUUACAGUUUUGAUAUGCAAUAUGUAGUCUACAUUUUUAUUACAUUUUGUAGCUUUAACUUUUUUGUUAUUUUGAAUUGUAUUCUAUCUUUAACAUUGUGCUUACUCUAUUAAUUAAUGUUACUUUAAUUACUGUCACUCACAGGCUUUUAAUAUAUCUAAAUUUCUACUUUGUUAUGCACAUCAAAGGGAUCUCUACAUAGGCAUAUUUUUCUAUAUCUUUUCAUGACUGUGAAAUCACAAAUGGUGGCUCUGUAUAUUUGUGCUUAUGGAUAAUAUUAUGUUUCCACAGUGUACCAUUUCUUUUUCCUGUAUUAUGUAGGAAACCAUUUUGUAACUGAACAUUUUUUCAGAUGUUCAGUAGUUUUGAAUUUGAAUAUUUGUUUUCAAGGUGCCUAUAUCAGCUCUUCUAUAGUUACAGUAUAGAUUUGGCCAAAUCAAAACUAUAACAGUCUCGUGAUUGAUUGAAACACAAUGAUUCUCUCUUCAGUCCUGACUGUGAAAUAUACUGCAGAUAAAUAGUAUAGACUUUCCACUAGCACUUCUUCAGGAUCUCGGAGUAUGCACUUAGUUAUUGUUAAAUACUAUUUUACAACUGUGAAACACUUCUUUUAUCAUAUUAUAUAUUUUUAUAGGUUUGUCAUCUGGACGUUAUUUACCAUUAGUGAAUUAUUUGUUACUCUUUUGACAUCUGUAAACAUCUUUUCCUGCACCAAUAAGCAGUGCUAUUUUUGUUGUUUAUUUGUUUAUAUGUUUGUUUCAUCUUUAUUUUUUUCUGGUUUUAAAUAAAGUUUGAGAAUUGUG
This is a messenger RNA of Ictalurus furcatus (blue catfish), 10300 nucleotides long. RefSeq names its product family with sequence similarity 169 member Aa (gene fam169aa). The transcript is spliced from 12 exons. Lineage: Eukaryota; Metazoa; Chordata; Actinopteri; Siluriformes; Ictaluridae. The record is from RefSeq and is a predicted model, not a curated record. Bases 219 to 9410 code for a protein of 3063 amino acids.